CCGCCCCCCAUCGCCCUUUCAUCUUUCUUACUUCUUCCCUCCUUCUCCUCCUCUUCUUCUUCUUUCUUUCUCCCUCCUACUUUCUCUCCUUCAUCCCCUCGGGCCUGUCUCGAUUUGUUUUUCUCCUUUCAAGGGUCGGACCUGACAAUAUACUAGAGGCCAUCGUGCUUCUCUCCCGCCCUACACCUCUGACCACCGCUUCACUCUUUCAGCGGGCUUUCCUUGCGAUAACCCCAAUUCGGAACACUCCCACAACCACUACAGCCACUCUCCAUCCAUCCCUCCUUGCCAACCUUGCAAAAUGAAGGGCGCUUUCCUUGCUACCGCUGCCGCUGCCCUCGCCGGUACGGCUCUGGCUAAUGGCGCACACCGCCGCCAUGCCCACGAGCCUUUCCACCAGCGCCGUGCUGUCCAGGCCGGUGCUUCCGACGACACCUGCAGCUGCUCCACCGAGGUCGUCACCGUCUGGGGAACUCCUACCCUGGUGCCUGUCUCUACUGCCACCGAGACCGUCGUCUCCGAGGUCGUCACCACCCUCCACUCGACCAGCUACACCACUGUGACCGUCGUUGCUACUCCUGGCGAGUCUGCCGGUACCGUCCCCGCUGGAGGAUCCCCCGGUGAGGCUUCCGGCACCACCCCCGAGGGUGUCGCUGCCACUGGCGCAACGGGCGUGCCUGUCGUUCAGACCACCUCGACCCCCGCUGCGGCCGUGCCCACCUCCAGCGCUGUGGCGCUGCCCACCCCUGAUGUCACCACCUUCGCUUCGACCGGUGUUUACACUAUCCCUGCGUCCACCGUGACCGUCAGCGACACCACCAGCGUGGUCACCCCCGCUGUCACCACGCUGCCCAGCGGCACCCACACCAUCGGUGGUGUGACCACCGUCGUCGAGACCUCGACCACCAUCAUCUGCCCCUAUGCCACCGUCAAGCCCUCGGGUACCACCGUCACCAGCGUCAUUGAGCACACCACCUACUACUGCCCCGCCGCUGGUACCUACACCAUCGCCCCCACCACCACCUAUGUCCCCUCCAGCACUGUCGUGACCUACCCCGCCGUGUCCACCGUCACCCCUGGUGUCUACUCGCACACCGCUGAGGUUGUCACCGUUACCGUCACUGACUACACCUACACCUGCCCCUUCAGCGGCACCACCAGCUCUGCUGUGGCCGUGACCACUCCCUCCGCUGCCGCUGCUACCACCACUGUCGUCCCUGCCACCACUGCCGCUCCCGCUACCUCCAGCGUGAAGGCCAGCACUGUCUCCAGCGCUGUUGCCAGCUCCUCCAGCGCCGCUGCCUCCACCGGUGUUAGCGCCUCCGGUCUGAUGGGUAUGACCUACACGCCUUACACCAACGACAACGGUUGCAAGAGCACGGCCACCAUCACUGCCGACAUCAAGACCAUCGCCGAAAAGGGCUUCACCCACGUCCGUCUCUACUCCACUGACUGCAACACCCUCGAGACCAUUGGCGACCUGGCUGAGCAGCUCGGCCUCAAGCUGAUCCUCGGUAUCUACAUCUCCAACACCGGCACCUCGGGCGCCGAGAGCCAGGUCACCGCCAUCACCAAGUGGGGCAAGUGGGAACUGGUCAGCCUGGUCGUCGUCGGUAACGAGGCGCUCUCCUCCGGAUACACCGACAUCAGCUCCUUGACCAGCUUCAUCAGCUCGUGCAAGACCACCUUCGCCGCCGCCGGCUACACUGGCCAGAUCACCACCACCGAGACCGUCAACAUCUGGCAGCAGUACGGCGCCAGCCACCUCUGCAACGUCGUCGACAUCAUCGGCGCCAACAUCCACCCCUUCUUCAACUCUGAGACCACCGCCGCCGAGGCCGGUAAGUUUGCCACCGCCGAGUUCGCUCUCCUGAAGACGGUCUGCUCCAACCUGGAGAUCAUCAACCUGGAGACCGGCUGGCCCAGCAAGGGUAACGCCAACGGCGUCGCCGUCCCCGGCGUCUCGGAGCAGGCCAUCGCCAUCAAGGGAAUCCGUGAGGCCGUCGGCGGCACCUCGGUGUUCUUCUCGUACGCCAACGACCUGUGGAAGACCCCGGGCCAGUACGACGUGGAGCAGUACUGGGGCUGCAUCGACCAGUUCUAGAUAAUUGGUAAAAGGAGAAGCUAGAUAUGUGUACAGUUAUCAAAGGCCAUCUGUUGAUUUGAAUCUGGCUUGGAGUUUUUUAUUUAUGUUCUACACAUUUCGUGGGUUGGUGACGUUCCCAUCGUUGCAAGGUGCGGGACAUACGAUCGGACUGUCAAUAUUUUUUUAGUACCUUUUCUUCGUUUCAUACACUUGGACCAUUUUGUAGUAGAUAUCAUUUUCUUUUGCCGAUUGACUUCUGAUCAAUGUGUCUACUCACCGUCUUCUUUCUCUGUUCAAUUCCAUUACGCUUUCACGAUC
This is a messenger RNA of Aspergillus homomorphus CBS 101889, 2404 nucleotides long. It is a transcript of the gene btgE, whose product is annotated as putative cell wall glucanase (Scw11). Gene Ontology annotation, molecular function: glucan endo-1,3-beta-D-glucosidase activity; 1,3-beta-glucanosyltransferase activity. The transcript has 2 exons. NCBI's taxonomy places the organism in Eukaryota, Fungi, Ascomycota, Eurotiomycetes, Eurotiales, Aspergillaceae. The record is from RefSeq and is a predicted model, not a curated record. Gene Ontology annotation, cellular component: cell surface; fungal-type cell wall; extracellular region. Gene Ontology annotation, biological process: cell wall organization. The coding region runs from base 302 to 2104 and encodes 600 amino acids.